AUGCAAGAAACUACGAUAAUUAAAGAUAAAAGUGUUCGGAGAGCCAGUCUGAGAGUCGGGUACGUUGACCGAUUCCUGUCUGGAAUCUUCGCAUAUUUAAGCUAUACUCCACAAACUUUUCGCUACAUAGUUAAGAAAGUAUCAAAUCUGUAUUCGAAUAUCAAGUGUCAACACAAUUCAUGCAUUACAUCAUUACCAUCAUAG
Adineta ricciae is the source of this 204-nucleotide messenger RNA. Lineage: Eukaryota; Metazoa; Rotifera; Eurotatoria; Adinetida; Adinetidae. The record is from the annotation of a GenBank genome assembly.